AUGGCUACAAUGGCGGUUCCGGUCCAGGUAGUGACAUAUAAGAAGAAAGAUGGCUCGUUGGCGAUGGCGACGGAUGGGAAGUCGAUUACUUGGACCCCCGAGGUGGCUGGUUCCGGGGCAUCACCAGUAACGAUUCAGGUUGCGGAUAUUACACACCUCCAACAAACCCCGGCAACAAGCCCAAAAGUUAUGCUUAAGAUCUUCGCGCAAACCUCCAACGAUGGCUCCAAUGGCGGCCCCAACAAUCCUCCCCCAGGAGCCACGGAACAAUAUAUCUUCUCCUUUAUGUCCGGACCUAACGCCCGUGCUGAAGCAGAUGCGAUCAAAGAUGCGCUUAGCGCUUCAAUACAAGCUGUGAAGACGGGACAGGUUCCUACGAAAGAGAGCGCUCCAGCCGCGAUGGCAAUUGCGAACGCGCUGGCAUCAGCGUCGGGGAAACCGCCGUGGGACGAUGAUAGCCGGUUAAUAGCGGACGCAGAGCUUCAGCAGUCACUCCUAAAGGCGAAUCCGGCGCUGCAGAAGGUGUUUAUGGAGACGCUUCGCACUAAGGCUGAGGCGGUCACUAGCGCGCAGUUCGUGUCGCAGUUUUGGUCAACAAGGGUGCAUCUGCUACGGGCUCAUGCGAUUGAGAAGACGCAGACGCGCGGGUCAUACAAUGUGCUCUCAACGCUGAAGCCGCGGGUGGAGGACAAUGUGACCAAGCUGAAUAUCAGCAAGGAGCAGAUCCAGUUGAUAUUUAGCCAGCAUCCGUUGGUGAAGAAGGCGUAUGAUGAGAACGUCCCCAAGCUGACCGAGCAGCAGUUUUGGUCACGGUUUUUUCAAACCAAGUUAUUCAAGAAGCUACGUGGAGAGCGGGUGACGGAUGCAGAUGCAAGUGAUCCCAUUUUAGAUAAGUAUCUCAAGGUCGAUGAGUAUGCGGGGCACUCGUGGACAGCGCAUGUGCCGCAUAUGAUCGAUCUUGAGGGGAAUGAGGUGGAUGUUAGUCAGAGGAUGGGGAAUAGGCCGAAUUUCGAUAUGAGGCCUGCUGCCAUGGAUAAUGUGCCAAUUAUUCGGACGUUGAACUCGCUAAGUGAGAAGAUCAUGGCGAAUGUCACGCCAAUCGAUGCUGACCCGUCUGCCCCGAUUGGAAUGAACGAAGAGACGUAUAACGAAUUACAGCUGCGUGAUUUGCGUGUGGAAGAGGAACUAAAACGGAUAACACUAAAUGUGCGCGACCAGAGCCGUUUCUUCGUUGGGACCAAUCCAAAGGAGGACGGAGAUACACAAGCCGUUGCCCAACAAGAUCCUCGCGAAAUUUUACGGAGGCUACAAGAUGACCUUGACACCGUCUUCCCACCCAAUAAGCGCGGAGGGGUCCAACUUGACCGUAUCGUCGAGCCCGAAGAAACCGACAGCGACGAGGAUGAUGAUAAUAAUGCCCGCAACCAACAAAAUACAAAGCCCCAAGUUGAGAAAGUUGGCUCCAAAUCUGCACUUGCCGCCGCCUCCUCUGAAAUCUUUGCUGCGAUCCGCGACCGCAAAUCCCAAUUCUCCCCCGCCUCCACCACCUCUCCCGAAACCUGCGGCCUCCCCUCCGCAAUCUUCGACCGCCUAACCCUCACGCACGCCACCACAACCGAAUUCCUCCAUCAAUUCUGGCAGGCCUUUUUAUCGGGAAAUCCGGAGCGGGCAGGUGAAAUCGUGUCGCUAGUUGAAUCGUUAAAUCGUGCCAUGGACCGUAUCAAAGCUGUGGCCGAUGAGGCGGAGAAGGAGCGCCAAACGGAGAUUGAGAGGUUGAAGCAGCAUGCUAGGGAAGUCAGGGCGUCGACGGGGAAGAAUAUCCGGCCAAACUUGAAGCGGGUGGAGGGAGGGGAGAAGAUGGUUAAUGCGCUUAUGGAGCCGACUCUGAAGGCGUUGGGGAAGGCGUUGGAAGAGUACGGGAAGGCGUUGGCGCAGCAGGUUCAGGGACAGGAUGGGAUGGGUGAUUUGCCCAUGAAAUAA
Molecule: messenger RNA, 1980 nt
Organism: Paracoccidioides lutzii Pb01
Product: RNA polymerase II transcription factor B subunit 1
Exons: 2
Coding region: 1-1980 (659 amino acids)
Biological process (GO): transcription by RNA polymerase II; nucleotide-excision repair; transcription by RNA polymerase I
Cellular component (GO): transcription factor TFIIH holo complex; transcription factor TFIIH core complex
Source: RefSeq, a predicted model, not a curated record